AUGCCCUACAUCGUCGGCCUCAACAGCGGCUCCUCUUUUGACGGAGUCGACGCCGUCCUGUGCACCAUCGACAUUGAUCAAGAUGGCCAUCCGUCACGACCCAAAUUCGUCGACGCUCUGACGGUGGACUGGCCGGAUGAGCUUCGCCCGUUGGUCAUCCGAGCUUUCGACAACCAGCUCUCCCUCUUCGACAUGACGCGGGUCAACUACGCUGCCGGAGCUGUGUAUGCUGAGGCCACCAACAAGCUGCUCGCGAAGGCGGGUGUGAAGCCGGAGGAGGUCGAGGUUCUGGGGUAUGACGGUCAGACUGUCUACCAAGAACCGCCAGACCGACAAAAGAUUGCGGACUACAUAUCCAGCGGCAGUAAGAGUCUGGUGGACCUCUGGACGAAAGGGGGCUUCCCCUGCGGCUUUUUUAUCGUCGAGUCGGGCGUGGUCGCGGCGUUGACUGACAUCACCACUGUCACCCAGUUCCUGCCCGUCGACCACGCUCUCGGCGGUUCGGGGGCGCCUCUGGUGCACAAGACGAUGGCUUUCGACACCGGCCCUGGCAACGUGAUGCUGGACCAUGUCAUCAGAGCGCGCACUGGACGAUCGUACGACAAGGAUGGCGAGAUGGCGGCUCGAGGACAGAUCAUCGAGCCUCUGCUGGCCGAACUGCAAGCUCAUGAAUUCUUCCAGCGCAAACCCCCUCGCUCGGCCUGGCGACUGGACUUUGGCUCUCGUUACGCCGAUGACAUUCUCGAGCGGUACGCCUCCGCUUCCACCGAAGACCUCCUGGCGACAUUGGCGAUGUUCACUGCCACCUCGAUCGAGCGGGCGCUGGUGGACUUUAUCCUGCCGAAAACGAGCGUCACCAAAGUCGUCGCCAGCGGCGGGGGCACGAGGAACACGACCUUGAUGCGAUUCCUGACGGAGCGCCUUGCGACUCACGGACUGAAGACGUGCGUCAGCGACGAAUUCGGGAUGCCGGCCGCGUACAAGGAGGCGAUCAAGUUCGCGACGCUCGCUUUUGCGGCCAAGAGGGGGCUCGCCAACAAUAUCCCGGCGGCCAGCGGUGCGUCCUCGUUUGCGAUCUUGGGGAAGCUGACCUUGGCGCCAAGGCUGGCCCGGGGGACGGAAAAUAUUACUUCCAAUGACCUCUUUAUCGAUGAUGGAUGGGCUGGUUGA
Molecule: messenger RNA, 1170 nt
Organism: Rasamsonia emersonii CBS 393.64
Lineage: Eukaryota; Fungi; Ascomycota; Eurotiomycetes; Eurotiales; Trichocomaceae
Exons: 3
Coding region: 1-1170 (389 amino acids)
Biological process (GO): peptidoglycan turnover; amino sugar metabolic process
Molecular function (GO): ATP binding; phosphotransferase activity, alcohol group as acceptor
Source: RefSeq, a predicted model, not a curated record